CGUAGCGUCUGGGGAAGAGCCCGCUUUCAGUAAAGCCACCACUUCUGCCCCUUCAGAUAGAAAAGGCAGCGAGGCCCCCAACAGGAGAGCUUCCUGUGGAUCCCAAACCGUGGCAAUCCAGAGUACGAAGACAAGAUGCCGUCCGCAUUCUUCAAGAACCGCAGGGUCUAUCUGCUUACCACAGUGGCCUAUAUGGGCUCACUGCUCUUCGGUUAUGAUACCGGAGUAAUGGGCAGUGUCCUUGCCCUUAAAGCGUUCAAAGAAGAUUUUGGCCUUCCGACCGACUCGUCCGGCUUCGCGAGCUCGAAGAACGCAUACGUCUCGUCCAACGUCGUAUCGCUCCUGACAGCAGGAUGCUUUUUCGGCGCCAUCGCAGCCGCAUUCCUCAACGAGCGCUUCGGACGUCGAUACACGCUCAUGGGUUUCUCGGUCAUUUUCCUUAUCGGCGCAGCAGUCCAAACGGCCGCCCACCACGAGAUCGGCAUGAUCUAUGGCGGUCGUGUCAUUGCUGGCCUGGGCAUCGGCGGCAUGUCCUCGGUCACCCCGGUCUUCGUCUCAGAGAACUGCCCGCCUGAGGUGCGAGGCCGUAUUGCGGGGCUGUUCCAGGAGUUCCUCGUCAUCGGCAGCACCUUUGCCUACUGGCUCGACUACGGUGUCUCCCUUCACAUUCCUGUUUCCACGAAGCAGUGGCGCGUCCCUGUCGGAAUUCAGAUCAUCCCUGGUGGUAUAAUGCUGAUUGGGCUCUGCUUCCUAAAAGAAAGCCCCCGCUGGCUCAUGAAGCAGGGCCGCCACGAUGAAGCUGCCCGGUCUCUCGCCCACAUUCGCUGCGAGUCGGUCGAUAGCCCAGAGGUCGUCUCCGAGUUGGCUGAGAUUCGUGCUGCUAUUGAAGAGGAGCUCAACGCCACCGAGGGUGUGACCUGGAAAGAGGUUCUCUUGCCUGGCAACCGAUACCGCUUCCUUACUGGUUUUGCAUUGAUGUUUUGGCAGCAAUUUUCAGGAACGAACUCGAUUGGCUAUUAUGCGCCGCAGAUCUUCCAGACGGUCGGUGUGUCCAAGAGCAAUGCUUCGCUCUUUGCGACUGGCGUCUACGGGACGGUGAAGGUUGUCGCGACGGGUCUCUUCCUGCUCAUCGGUAUCGAUCGCUUUGGCCGGAAAAAGUCCCUCCUGGCUGGUGCGGCGUGGAUGGCGUCCAUGAUGUUCAUCAUUGGCGCGGUCCUGGCAACCCAUCCGCCUGACACGAAGGCCACGUCCGUCUCCAAGGCAUCGACUGCUAUGGUAGCCAUGAUCUACCUCUACGUCAUUGGCUACUCAGCAUCCUGGGGCCCUGUGCCGUGGGUCUACCUGGGUGAGAUCUUCCCGACCCGUCUCCGCGCGUACGGUGUCGGCAUGGGCGCUGCAACACAGUGGCUCUUCAACUUCGUGAUCACGAAGAUCACCCCUGAGGCUGUAAACCACAUAGGGUGGCGGACCUUCCUCAUGUUUGGCAUCUUCUGUCUUGCCAUGGGCGUCUUCGCCUUCUUCUUCAUCAAAGAGACCAAGGGCCGCACGCUUGAGGAUAUGGACGUGCUCUUCGGCGCGGUGACAGCCGAGCAGCGCGCACAGGACUUGGAGAGGAGCUUGGCGGUCGAGAAGAAGGGUGGAGUGGAACUCGAGGAAGAAACACCAAAGCACUAAAUGUAUUGAGCGGCGUUGAUGACUCAAGUAUUUGGAAAGAUGUUGAAAAUUGUUUGUGGGAAGAAGGGACGUCACGUAGCUUGCGGACAACCUUGGCUGGAACUGUGAGGGAGUCGCUGCGUCAUCCGUGUUGGUAGAGGCAGUCGCAAUGCGCAUCAAGGGAAGC
This is a messenger RNA of Trematosphaeria pertusa, 1840 nucleotides long. RefSeq names its product quinate permease. NCBI's taxonomy places the organism in Eukaryota, Fungi, Ascomycota, Dothideomycetes, Pleosporales, Trematosphaeriaceae. Gene Ontology annotation, molecular function: carbohydrate:proton symporter activity. The record is from RefSeq and is a predicted model, not a curated record. The transcript is spliced from 4 exons. Gene Ontology annotation, biological process: carbohydrate transport; transmembrane transport. The coding region runs from base 136 to 1674 and encodes 512 amino acids. Gene Ontology annotation, cellular component: membrane.